Strongylus vulgaris is the source of this 500-nucleotide messenger RNA. Lineage: Eukaryota; Metazoa; Nematoda; Chromadorea; Rhabditida; Strongylidae. The record is from the annotation of a GenBank genome assembly.
UUGCUUUACAGAGACUUUCGAGAGUUUUACGAUUCAACGUAUGGUGUCUGCCAGACGUUUAACUUCAAAGGCAACUACACUUCGUCAAAGGCUGGUCCACUGUUUGGCCUGAGAAUGGUGGUUCGCACGGACCAAGCGAAAUAUUUGCCGUGGACUGAAACAGCUGGAAUGGAUGAAGUUCCAUUUCCUGACGUUCUCGGCUACUUUGCACCUCCAGGAACAGCCACAUCCAUCGGAGUUCGAUUUGUCAGCACUCACAGACUACCGAAACCUUAUGGAGCAUGCACUACGCAAACAACACUGAAUGGAAGACAUUAUCAAGGCCCCUAUGAAGUAGAAUCAUGCUUUCGAAAUUGCCUGCAGGAGAAGAUCAUCUAUGAAUGUGGUUGCUAUGAUCCGGCCUAUCCACACGCUAACGAUACAACUGAACAGAGUUGUGCUAGUUCUAAUGACACCCUCGCGCAGCGUGAGUUUUAUCUGUUAAACAAUUUCUUCUGAUA